UCUCUCUUCCUUCUUCUCCAUGCAAACGAUACUUAUACAAACCAAGUUUAUUCGGUUUGAUGUGAUUUACUCUUAAAUAAUAUUUAUAACUUUUUGAACAAAAUGCACCGUCACUGGAAUUAUAAAUUCGACCAAAAUCAAAGUGAGAAACUGUAAACAUGUUAAGGAAAUUCGGGAACAAGCGACACCAACCGGGUAUAUGGCGACGGUGCCGCACCCUCCGAGCUCUGAAGCAAAUCCACGCUCGCAUGCUCGUCCGGGGCUUCCUCUCCGACUCCUUCGCUCUCCGCGAGCUCAUCUUCUCCUCCGCGGUCUCCGUCCCCGGCGCCUUUUCCUACGCGCACCAACUCUUCUCCCACAUCCCCCGCCCCAACCUCUUCAUGUGGAACUCCAUCAUCCGCGGCGCCGCCCACUCCGCCGCCCCCUCCGACGCCCUUUCCCUCUACACCCGCAUGGCGCGGAGCGGCGCCAGGCCCAACAAGCUCACCUUCCCCUUCCUCCUCCGCGCGUGCGCCAAGCUCUCCGCCCCCUCCGCGGGCGCUCAAUUCCACGCCGCGAUCGUCAAAUCAGGUCUCGAUUCCGACCCGUUUGUUCGCAACGCGCUCAUUAACUUCCACGCGUGCUGCGGCGACGCAGCGAGCGCGCACGCGCUGUUCGACGAGCGCGCGCGGGGGGACGCGGUGGCGUGGUCGGCCAUGGUCGCGGGCUACGCGAAAAAAGGCGACUUGGGCGUCGCGCGCGAACUUUUCGACGAGAGCCCCGCGAAGGAUUUGGUCUCCUACAACGUGAUGAUCACCGCGUACGCGAAGAGGGGGGAAAUGGAGAGCGCGCAGGAGCUGUUCGACACAAUGCCGCAGCGAGAUGUGGUGACGUGGAACGCGAUCAUCUCCGGGUACGUGCGUUGUGGGUCCCACGCGCGCGCCGUAGAGGUGUUUGGUGGAAUGCGCGAGAGAGGAGAGAGCCCCGAUGAUGUCACCAUGUUGAGCUUGCUAUCAACGUGCGCGGACUCUGGAGCUCUCGAUGUCGGCCGGAGAUUACACUAUUUGAUCUCGGAUAUGUGCUCGAGAAAUGGGUUGAGCAUUGUUCUUGGGAAUGCUCUUAUAGAUAUGUACGCAAAGUGUGGGAGCAUAGGUGGAGCUUUGGAGGUAUUUGGAGGAAUGAGGGAGAAGGAUAUCUCAACUUGGAACUCAAUUAUCAGAGGGCUAGCCUUUCAUGGGCAUUCUAAAGAAGCACUUCAACUGUUCGAUGAAAUGCUCAAUAAGAGAUUGAGGCCGGAUGAGAUCACCUUCGUGGGUGUUCUUGUCGCGUGCAGUCAUGGUGGUAUGGUCGAUGAGGGCCAAAGAUACUUCUUGUUAAUGCAAAAUGAGUAUAGGAUCGAACCGAAUAUUAGGCAUUAUGGAUGUAUGGUAGACAUAUUGGGGCGUGCGGGUUUAUUGAAAGAAGCAUUCAAGUUUGUAGGCGAGAUGAAGGUCGAGCCUAAUGCUAUUGUGUGGAGGACUUUGCUUGGAGCAUGUAGGGUUCAUGGAGAUGUUGAGCUGGGGAAACGGGCAAAUGAAGAGCUAAUGAAGGUGCAGAGCGAGGAGAGUGGGGACUAUGUUUUGCUUUCGAAUAUAUAUGCUUCGGUUGGAGAGUGGGACGGGUCGGAGAAGGUGAGGAAAUUGAUGGAUGAUAGUGGAGUUUGCAAAGAGGCUGGCUGUACUCUGAUAGAAGCAGGUGGUAAGGAGUCUAAGCAGCUGUCAUUGCCCUUCAGCUCAAGUUGUAGAUUGAAGGAAGCUGUUCAUUGAGGUAUCUUCAAGGGCAAUUUGAGAAAGUACAAACAACUUUUCAUAGAAAUCACCCUGAGAGACUCGCGCUUCACCAAGAGGAGAAGCUUAGACUGGAUUUUUUGCUUGAGGUCAAAAUGCUUAUUUUGGUUUUUCACCAUAACAGAAUGUCACGGACAAAAUAUUUUCCGCUGACUUUUCCUCGAUAGUGGGCCAUUCCCCGAAGGAGCAUUCUGACGGAGGUUUUGCUGGAACAUUCUAGAAGCUUCUACAUGAAUCUCGAGGCUAAUUGGCGCGGAUGCCGAGGAGUCAUGAGUCCCUUGGGGUUUCUAGGUAAAUGUAUGACUCUUCGAGUCUCAGAGUUCAUUUAUUAGGACCCUUGGGAGACCGUGCGGCCUCCCCUUUUAGCUUGUGGCCUUGUGCCACUUGGCACCUUUUCAUUUGAUGUGUGGGCGGCGAGUGGCCUAUAUAAGAUUGUGGCCUCCACCUCUCUCAUUAGGAAGAAUCCUCAUUUGUAUUCUCAAUUAUUAAAGUAAUAGAAGAGCCUUCUUCAUAUCUCUCUCUUGUAUUUAGUCUAGGGCGAGUGAGGUCCUAGCUUAGCAAGUAGAGAGGCAGGCUUGCUCACUUUGCGAAGGAAGGCGAGCGCCGCACGGGCUUUUGCGAGCAAAUUCGUUAAGCCCGUGACAAGAAGCUCUAGACUUUCUGAUAGGGAAACUUUUGAUUGUUGGUUCUCGGAUUAUAGAAACUAUUCCAGAAACACAACUGAAUUAUUGGUAGGGAGUUAUGUUCUUUAUUAAUAAUAUCACAUCCAGGAAAUUGUUGGGAGAAUUUGAUAUUCAUUUUCAUCUUGACUUGGGUGUACAGAUUCAUUUCAGAAAAUCGGUCACCCCAGUAAUUCUGCUGCAAUGUUUGUACGGAGGGGAUGAAAUGAAGGCAAAGGAUUAUGCUCGAGUCAAACAACAGAGUUACAGAAGAAGCAGGAAACAGACAUGUUCUCUCCAAGCUACACUCACAGAAACCAACUAUACAAAGCAUAGACGAAUUUCAGCAACAUCCAAAGACUCAAACCAAGGCGACUCACGACGCAAUCGCUGCUGAUCCAGCAGGCCAUGCAGAGACCAGCUGCCAAUGAUCCUGCCUUCCGAUCCAUGCACACGUAGCAUGCAGCGAAGACCAAUUCGACGACGAACCCGAGAUUGAGGGCCAAAGCAUUUCCUUUGGAGAUCACUAGAUCAGGAAGGCGAAGAAAGGGCAGCGUGAAGUGGAAGAGGAUGAGCGAGUUGUAGAAGAUGGGCCAAGCGAAGAGCGUGUGGAUGAGCGCGUUCGCCGGGUUGCUGUGGUACGCACUGUAGAAGGCGAAGUGCUUCUCCAAAUCGAGCAACCGCUUCACCGUUGAUCAAUUCGAGAGUGAGAGCGAUACAAAAUGUGCUCUUCUUUGCUUGAUGAAUGUAACAGUGUUGUGCAAGGGUGUGAUUGUCUGUGAGUUGAAGGCUCAAAUUGUGGGGUAAUGAAUGUAUCUGUUGGUUUGUAGAUGGUUUUUAAAUCUUGUAGCCGUUAGUAUAUAUUCAGGUAUUUUACUCUUUUGGGAAAACUUCAAAUUCCCCCAAUGUGGUUUCGCAUUUUCUCACUUUAGUACUCUAUGCUUUAACGUGUAUAAAGUUAGUACC
Messenger RNA from Ananas comosus (pineapple), 3430 nucleotides. Its product is annotated as pentatricopeptide repeat-containing protein At5g15300. Gene Ontology annotation, biological process: RNA modification. NCBI's taxonomy places the organism in Eukaryota, Viridiplantae, Streptophyta, Magnoliopsida, Poales, Bromeliaceae. The transcript is spliced from 3 exons. The record is from RefSeq and is a predicted model, not a curated record. Gene Ontology annotation, molecular function: RNA binding; protein binding. Bases 159 to 1784 code for a protein of 541 amino acids.